Ilyonectria robusta is the source of this 686-nucleotide messenger RNA. RefSeq lists its product as uncharacterized. NCBI's taxonomy places the organism in Eukaryota, Fungi, Ascomycota, Sordariomycetes, Hypocreales, Nectriaceae. The record is from RefSeq and is a predicted model, not a curated record. The coding region runs from base 188 to 535 and encodes 115 amino acids. The transcript has 4 exons.
GCAAUGGGCCUGACGGGCCCCGAAUUGUCUAUAUAAGCUCGCCGGUCGAUCGUCGUUGGACCAAACUCUCUCUCAUCAUCAACUCUCACAUCUUCUCAACAAUCAUCACUCGAGCCCCAGCUCCAAUCACCAUCAAUCCUCCCCUCUUUAAACCAACGACUUUCGUCCACCCCCCCAAACAAUCAAUAUGUCUGCUCCUGCCACCACCACUUCUCCCACCACCACUUCCACUCCUGCCCUUCCCAAGCCCCCCAUCACCUCAUCCAGCCUCGCCAAGACCAACCCUUACCAGUCCGACUCCGACUCUGAUGGCCAGGCCCGUGGCGGACGCCGUGGCGCCAAGCAGCAGUUCGUUGUUCCUCUGCCCACCUCCACCGGUCUCUCUCAGCCUGCCGGCCAGCUCCUGAGGGGUGCCACCGAUGACAACGGCAACCAAAAGUCCGCUGCCCUCCUCGUCGGCAUCAAGCUCGACCUCGAGGCCGAGGUCCACUUGACUGCCCGCGUCAAGGGAGACAUUUGCGUCGGCCUUUACUAAGCCACUCGUCCUUGUCUAAUUCCGAUGGUGAUUGGGUUUUAACACGGGGAUACGAGAUGAUGAUACACGAGAAUCAUGACAGCCCUGCCUGUGCUCUACGAUUCCGAUGAGCAGCAAAGUCGCAACCUCUUGAGGCAGCACUGGGUGUCAC